AUGAAGAUCUCCCUGGGAUGUGAGAAAUCUAAUCCUGUAAUAAUCAUGAUUGUGAAACAGAAUGGUAUUGUUAGUGGAAUAGAUCCUGAUUUAGUUAUUUUCUUCGAUAUUGAAUCUGAAUGUAAGAAGAUUGUUGGAUUUGUGUGUUAUAGAGAUGUUAUGUACUAUGUUACACUUGGAUUUCUUGAUGCUAAUGAGGUUAAUUAUGACAAAGAAAGAAAUGAGGUUUACUAUCCUAAAGAAGAGGAGGUUGAGGUUGAGAGAGUCACCGAUGAGUUCUCUAAUGAUGAGGAUUUUUUUGACAUUCAAGUAGUGAAGCCUUCAAGGAAGAGACAUGUUGGAAAUGAUGAGCUUGCACGAGUUGGAUAUUUACAUCAAGGAGCUAAUACAUAUGAUAAAGUUGUAAAAGAUGAACCUUCACAAGAAAGAUCUAUUGCAAAUCACCACAAGUCAUAG
Dovyalis caffra is the source of this 456-nucleotide messenger RNA. The record is from the annotation of a GenBank genome assembly. NCBI's taxonomy places the organism in Eukaryota, Viridiplantae, Streptophyta, Magnoliopsida, Malpighiales, Salicaceae.